AUGAUUUCCCAAGGCCGUCCCUCUCCUGUGCGCUCGUUCAGAACGCCGCUCUCGCCGGGAAAAAUCCCCAUUAGGGUGGUGAUAAAUAAGUUUCUACGCUUCAGCCCAGAAGCGCAUCUCAACGCCCUUCCAGAUAGAAGAUUUGAAGAUAUGCCGUCGAUUUCUGACAUCGAGCACUAUGAUGUGGUGGUCGUUGGUGCUGGAUGGUAUGGCCUUGUCGCCGCGCAUACGUUUCUGAAACUGGCCCCGGAAAGCCGUCUUCUUGUCAUCGACGACAGCAAGACCAUUGGCGGAGUAUGGAGCGAGGAGAGAAUCUAUCCUACCCUCUACGCGCAGAUAUGCUAUCCUCUGUUUGAGUAUUCGUUCUACCCCAUGAAGAAUGAGAACAUCUCACCCGACGGCUUCAUCUCGGGCACUGCAAUCCACAACUACCUGGUCAGCUUUGCCAGAGACCAUGACCUGCUCGGCCGUACUCGCCUGGAGACUCGGGUACUGGCCGUGGAGCGAGACAGCAACGGCAGCGGUUGGAUCGUCGAGGUGAACAAUGGGCCCCCGAUUGAAUGUAAAAAGCUCAUAUACGCAACUGGAGCAAACUCAAGCCCUAUCAGACCCGCUUGGCCGCAAGAUAACUUCCACAAGCCAGUCAUCCACUCGCUCGAUUUUGGUAGCUGGCGCCAUCAUAUCGAGAGUGAUGCCGUCAAGAGAGCCACCGUGGUCGGGGCAUCCAAGUCCUCCUAUGACACAGUCUACAAUCUUCUCAAGUCUGGAAAGAAAAUCGACUGGAUCAUACGGAAGAGCAAUUCAGGUCCAUUCUCACUCUUUGCGCCUACGUUUAUGGGCCUAUGGCAUAUCUCAGAUCACAUAUCGACACGACUUGCGGCUAGUUUUAGCCCUAGUAUCAUGAAUAUCUCAGGCCACUGGAACAUGUUUUUGCAAAGGACAGCGCCCGGCAAAUUCAUCACUCGUUUAUAUUGGCAAGUGGCGACUGCUUUGGCCAGCCAGUAUGCACAAUUUUCCGAGAGCGAACACACCCAGUACCUUCGACCGUGGCCACAUAAUGACGGCCUUUUUUGGGGGAGUGGUGGGAUUGGCAUCGCAACCGUGCCUGAUUUCUGGCAGGUGAUUCAUAAUGGAGAUGUAACCAUACACCAAACAGGAAUCGAAUCUCUGUCCCACCAGGAUGUGGUUAACCUUGAAGAUGGGUUCUCCGUCCCCACAGACAUUGUGAUACACUGCACUGGGUUUGACAAGGGCUAUGAUACUUUCAGUCCCGAGCUACAAGAUGAGCUAGGCCUGCGUUAUGACUCUUCCCAGUUCUCUAAAUGGACAGUGCUCGAUUCCCAAGCUGAAGCACAUAUAGAUCAGUUACUGCCAAUACUCAAAAACUCUCCAUUCGAUGUACUAGACGGCCAACGAAAGCAUACUCAGGGCCCGAAUAGGCAUUAUAGACGUCUGGUGGUGCCAAAUCUGGCUGCCAAAGGCGACCGGUCCAUCUUAUUCCCGGGGCAUAUCCAUUCGGCCUUUACGCCGCUGGCGGCCGAGCUACAGGCUCUCUGGGGGUUUGCCUGGAUGCAUGGCUGGCUGGACCUACCCUCGCAAGAGGAAAUGGAACGAGAGGCUGCUAUUUUCAAUGCUUGGACGCGAAAGCGAUAUAUCGAACAGGGGAAAAAGCACUCUUAUUUCAUAUAUGAUUAUAUCUCUUACCUUGACACUCUUAUGAGGGACCUUGGCCUCAAUCCUUAUAGAAAGAAAAAUGCUUUUGCGGAGUGGUUUAUGCCUUAUCGGCCUAGUGACUAUCGCGGGGUGAUUGACGAGUACUUGGCUUCUAAACCGGCAAGCGAAGAAAAAAAGAAGGUCAAAUUACAUACACUACAUGGAGGUCAGAAUGGUGCAUGCAGGUCCAUGACUAACGGCGACUGA
This is a messenger RNA of Nannizzia gypsea CBS 118893, 1920 nucleotides long. RefSeq lists its product as hypothetical. The transcript is spliced from 5 exons. The coding region runs from base 1 to 1920 and encodes 639 amino acids. The record is from RefSeq and is a predicted model, not a curated record. Lineage: Eukaryota; Fungi; Ascomycota; Eurotiomycetes; Onygenales; Arthrodermataceae.